AUGGCUCUAGCUCGUUUGGCUUUGAGAAACCUUCAACAAAAGUUGUCUCCUACUUUGAUGGGUCCAAAUUGUGAAAGGGGCUUAGGACAUAACAAGAGGAUACUGAGCAGAUUCAUGGCUACUUCUGCUGGUGAACAAGAGCAAAAGAAUAACACUGAAGUAAGUGUCUCUGAGAAGAAAUCUCCUCGACGGAUUUUCCCCCGGAGACGUGGCCGGAGAAGUCUCUGGCGUAACACCGACGAUCGUGACUACUUCGUUCCCGCACUAAAUGGUAUGAUUCUGUUACUAUGA
Molecule: messenger RNA, 291 nt
Organism: Thlaspi arvense
Lineage: Eukaryota; Viridiplantae; Streptophyta; Magnoliopsida; Brassicales; Brassicaceae
Source: the annotation of a GenBank genome assembly